This is a messenger RNA of Macrobrachium nipponense, 1174 nucleotides long. RefSeq lists its product as uncharacterized. NCBI's taxonomy places the organism in Eukaryota, Metazoa, Arthropoda, Malacostraca, Decapoda, Palaemonidae. The record is from RefSeq and is a predicted model, not a curated record.
GGAUGCAACAGAAGCUGGACUGAACUAGUGCCAAGAUGUGGUGGCUGCCUCGAUCCGAGGAUGACCAUAAGAUUACUAGGCAGCUUUGUCUUGGUGAGCGGCGUGAUGGUGUCCAGCGCUGAGGGAUCCUUAUUCGUGCGGGAAGAGCAGAAGUACCGACGGUGUCUUCUUCAGCAACAGGGACUCGUGGCUGAUAGACACAUGACGCAGCCGUUGGAACAGGCUCAAGAUAUAACUGGAGUGUUAUCCUUACAACAUUCACUUUGUUCGUGGCUGCACGAUCGGUGGCGCCUGACCUUGCCUUGGGCACAUGGCUGCAUCCUCCUGAUCCUGCAGGAACUGAUCCUGGUGGGCCGGGUGCUGGCAAUUGCUGAGCCUGGGGAUCUGGUCCUCUACGCCAUCCACGUCAUUCUUCUCUCUUACAGCGCUAUGGCCACCUAUGCUAUGCUCAAACUUGUGCAGCCGGGGGAAAUGAACCAAGAAUAUAGCAGACAGGUCUAGAAGUAACAGCAAAUGAUACGAGACACGAAUCAGUGUCUGCAGAAUUUGAUUUAAUUUUCAGGAGCGCGGUUAUAUGAAUUUUUAUUAUUUGUAUUAAUAACUGAAUAUAACAACUAGAGGCUGGAUUUAUCUAUCUGGAUGGUAAACAUCGAAGAAACAAAAUACUACAGACAUUUCAAGUGAUUCCCUUCUAAUCUCAGGUGGAAUCCGAUGCCCCGCAGGCUUACUUUAUUCGGCAACUGUUUUCUUUUUCCCUUCCCCCAGAGGCUGUAGAAUUUCCAGCUGUUUGUUCCUGCACAUUUCUGAUCUUAUAUUAUGUAAACGAUUCCGUAAUUUCCACCAUCAUUUUCGUCCCCCUAUUAGAUUUUCCAACAUUUAUUGUUCUUGUUUCCGUAUAGCCUUGGCAACACAGAGAAGAGAUAAUUUUGAAACAAUCUCCUGCUCGUUCGAAAACGAGAACCACAAUUCUCUUGAUUACAGUAGGGCUGAUUGGACAGAUACAAAGGUUCUUUCUCGGUUUGUAGCAGUUUGCUUCCUUUGGGCAUGACGCACUUGCGUUCCUACCUUUAAAUUCCUUUAAAUGAUUUCACCACAAUGUACGCCAUACCCCUUUUAUAAUCAAAUGUUGCUUUCACUGCUUGCCACUAAAUCUCAAUAAAUAGAGUUAACUGCA